Molecule: messenger RNA, 1171 nt
Organism: Pteropus alecto (black flying fox)
Lineage: Eukaryota; Metazoa; Chordata; Mammalia; Chiroptera; Pteropodidae
Gene: APOA4
Product: apolipoprotein A4
Exons: 3
Coding region: 23-1171 (382 amino acids)
Biological process (GO): phospholipid efflux; cholesterol biosynthetic process; cholesterol efflux
Cellular component (GO): extracellular region; chylomicron; blood microparticle
Molecular function (GO): cholesterol binding; phospholipid binding; phosphatidylcholine-sterol O-acyltransferase activator activity
Source: RefSeq, a predicted model, not a curated record
CCAGCUCAGCGAGGAGCCCAGAAUGUCCCUGAAGGCUGUGGUCCUGACCCUGGCCCUGGUGGCUAUCACUGGUGCUCAGGCGGAAGUCAAUGCUGACCAGGUUGCUACUGUGGUGUGGGACUAUUUCAGCCAGCUGAGCAACAAUGCCAAGGAGGCUGUGGAACAACUCCAGAAGUCCGAACUCACCCAACGGCUCAACGCCCUUUUCCAGGACAAACUUGGGGAAGUGAAUACCUACGCGGUUGACUUACAGAAGAAGGUGGUGCCCUUCGCCACGCAGCUGCAUGAACGCCUGACCAAGGACUCGGAGAAGCUGAAGGAGGACAUUCAGAAGGAGCUGGAGGACCUACGGGCCCAGCUGCUGCCCCACGCCAAUGAGGUGAGCCAGAAGAUCGGGGACAACGUGCGCGACCUGCAGCAGCGCCUGGGACCCUACGCGGUUGAGUUGCGCACCCAGGUCAACACACAGGUGGAGCAAUUGCGGCGCCAGCUUGCUUCCUACGCUCAGCGCAUGGAGACCAUGCUGCGUGAGAACGUGGACAACCUUCAGGACUCGCUGACGCCUUACGCCGAUGAGCUCAAAUCCCAAAUCGACCAGAAUGUAGAGGAGCUCAAGGGGCGCCUCACUCCCUAUGCCGACGAGCUCAAGGUCAAGAUCGACCAGAACGUGGAGGAGCUGCGCCGCAGCCUGUCUCCCUUUGCACAGGACGUCCAGGAGAAGCUCAACCACCAGCUUGAGGGGCUGGCCUUCCAGAUGAAGAAGAACGCUGAGGAGCUGAAGGCCAAGCUCUCGGGCAACGCUGAGGAGCUGCGGCAGAGGCUGGCGCCCGUGGCCGAGAAGGUGCGUGGCAACCUGAGGAGCAACACCGAGGGGUUGCAGAAGUCUCUGGCCGAGCUGAGCAGCCACCUGGACCGGCAGGUGGAGGAGUUCCGCCGCAACGUGCAGCCCUACGGCGAGACCUUCAACAAAGCCUUGGUGCAGCAGGUGGAGGAGCUCAAGCAGAAACUGGGCCCCUAUACGGGGAACGUGGGAGGCCACUUGAGCUUCCUGGAGAAGGACCUGAGGGACAAGGUCAACUCCUUCUUCAGUACCCUCAAGGAGAAAGAGAGUCAGGACAAGCCCUUGGCCCUCCCGGAGCAGGAGCUGACACAGGCCACCCUGGAAAGCUGA